Messenger RNA from Rhipicephalus microplus (southern cattle tick), 492 nucleotides. RefSeq lists its product as uncharacterized. Gene Ontology annotation, molecular function: nucleic acid binding. Lineage: Eukaryota; Metazoa; Arthropoda; Arachnida; Ixodida; Ixodidae. The record is from RefSeq and is a predicted model, not a curated record. Gene Ontology annotation, biological process: DNA integration.
AUGAGUCAGUUCAUGGGCACAUCAGGCAUACGUACGACGGCGUACCACCCCAUGAGCAAUCGCAUGGUGGAGUGCUUUCACCGCCAGCUGAAGUCUGCGCUCACGGCAACCGAAGAACACAACUGGGUGGAGGCCCUCUCACUGGUACAUUUGGGUAUGCGGUCCACCUUGAAAGAGGACAUUAGCUCCAGUGCCGCUGAGCUAGUCUACGGCACGACACUCAGGCUGCCGGGAGAGUUCUUUGCGCGUGGCUCAGAGGAGGCAUCGAUAAACUGCAGCGACUAUACACUUCGCCUACACAAUGUCAUGAGCAAACUGCACGCGGUAGCUCCACGGCCGCCAGGCUCGCAUGUGGUGAACGUGGACCCGCAGCUCACUUCGUCCCCACAUGUGUUCGUACGACAUGACGUGGUUCGGCGACCUCUUCAGCCACCCUAUGAUGGACCAUUUGAAGUCCUUCACCCUGGCAAUAAACAAUUCACGUCAAGAUAA